Bactrocera dorsalis (oriental fruit fly) is the source of this 1615-nucleotide messenger RNA. RefSeq lists its product as uncharacterized. Lineage: Eukaryota; Metazoa; Arthropoda; Insecta; Diptera; Tephritidae. Bases 786 to 1517 code for a protein of 243 amino acids. The record is from RefSeq and is a predicted model, not a curated record. The transcript has 2 exons.
ACCUUUACAUGAAAAUCUUUUGUCUGCUUUUUAUCGAGGGUCACUGCCGUCGAUCCGAAUAUUUUAAAAUGUACACAUUACACUCUCUUUCGGUACCUUACCGAUAUGUAACCCUGACACACUUUGGUUACUUGACAUGUCCUUUGCGCAACCGAAAUUUACGUGUCCAUACCGAUUAUGCGUCUUACAUGCACUAUCAUAAUAUUUUUCUUAUUUUCCACUGUACUAAAACACUUGUUUUUGUCGUAUGCAUACUCAAAUAGUCCGUUAUUGUUGAAUGCUUUCAAUAGAACACAAUUUUUGUUGUUUUAAAUUUUCACGUAAUCAAGCUUAAAUGUAACUGUAUGCCCACUCUCGAUUGCUUUACUCACUGACACAAAAUUCAUUUGCAAAUUUGGUACAUACAACACAUUCUUUAACAUAAUUGUUGUACCGCCGACGACGACGUCGCCGCGGCCAACUGCUUCUAUAUAUAUGCCACCCGCUAAACCAGGGGUCGAAUCGUUACAUCCGUGAACGUAUCACUCGUCACGUAAAAGUCUGUAUUUCGUAUUAUGACAUACGUGAUCGUAACUCUUCUAUCGUAAUCUGGCAUGAUGACACACGUGAACGAGUAUAUAAACGUAUCCGUUCGUUCGAACCGUCACUCGAACGCAAACUACCGAUCGUAACAGACGAAUUAUUUAAAAAUGUGAGUAUUUGGUAAAUUUUAAAUUUAAAAUUUUUAAUAAUAAAUCUAUUUUAGGGCAAAUUAUAAUAAGCUAAAUCCUAAACAAAAAGAUGUGAUGGCGGAAUUCAUGUCAAGCCAUCCAAAAAAAAACCUUCCAAACUCUGCGCAAGGAAGAAUUGCAUCCAACAAAUUAUGGGAAGAACUGGCGAAGCAGCUUAAUGCCGUGGGGCCACCAGUUAAAGAUGCUAAGUUGUGGAGGAAGGUUUUUGCUGAUCAAAAAUAUCAAGCAAAAAAAAAACUUUCCUUCAAUAAGGCAUCAAAGCAGCGAACUGGUGGAGGGCCCUAUAAUGAAAAGUUGAUCACUGCGACGGACGAACUGCUAAUUGAAGCAGCUGGACUCAAAGCUUGCGUAGAAGGCAUAACAAAUGUUUCUGCAUUUGGAAAUAACCCAACUACGCAAGCUUCGACGUUUAUCGUUAACUGUGAUAGCAGUGAUGAGGAGGCAAGCCCUUUCCCCAGCUCCUUACGAGGCCCAACAACUUCCACACAGUCGCUACUCGCUACAACAAUAGCAACAGAAAAAACUCCACGCACACCGAGGAGAAAAAGUAGGAGUGACGAGAAGUUGGAGUUACUUCAACAAAACAUGAAGUCGCUAUCGGCUUUUCAAAAAGGCAUAGACCAAAAGCUUGAUAGGUUAGUAGCAGCACAAGAAAAAAUGCUGGCACUACAGGAAAAGGUGGUUGUCAUUAAGUUGGAAAAGCACCGCAUUCAACAAUCAACAAGGGAAAUAGACCACGAGAUAAAAAAAUUGGAGCUCGAAACCUUACGAAGGAAUUUAUUAUAAAACUUGGUACAUUGAUGUAAAUAUUUUUAGUUUUAAGCAUUUAAUGAAUUUUUAGUUUUAAGUAUUUAAUGAAUUUUUAGUUUUAAGCAUUUAAUGAA